Messenger RNA from Beauveria bassiana ARSEF 2860, 402 nucleotides. RefSeq lists its product as uncharacterized. Bases 1 to 402 code for a protein of 133 amino acids. The transcript is spliced from 2 exons. The record is from RefSeq and is a predicted model, not a curated record. Lineage: Eukaryota; Fungi; Ascomycota; Sordariomycetes; Hypocreales; Cordycipitaceae.
AUGUUCAAUUUUUAUCAAUUGUCCUGCCUCUUCUGGCUGCUGCUUCUCCUCCUCGCCACCCACGCUCACGCUCUCGCCGCCGAUGGCUUAUUACAACAAACCACCAGUGCCGAUCUUACCAUUGCCACAUUUGCCAAUCACCCCCAAGAAGACCACAACCACGACCACCAUUUGGAACCCCGCCAGCAGCAGUCGGCCGGCUCGUCCUGCUCCGACGAGGGCCAGUGGAACUGCAUGACCAGCUCCUGGCAGCGCUGCGCCGCCGGCCGCUGGAGCGUGGUGAUGCAGUGCGCCCGCGGGACGACGUGCCACCCCGCGGGCUUGGCGCGGGAGAUGCGCAUCCAGCACGACGGGAGCGUGGCAAUCGAUGCCAAUGCUAUUUCCUUUGUCGCUAAUGAUUAG